GGACUCUGAUAUCGGGAUCUUUGUUUUAGGCUUAGCUAUGAGUGUUUUUACGGGGUAGCGGCAAUUAAAUGGUCUCAACGGUCCAUUGGGUCCUCUCUUCUCUGCUUUCUUUUUCCUCUCUCUCUUGAUUCUGUAAAUCGAAAGAAAAAGGAUCCAAGGAUUGAAGGCGAUGAGUCUAUCUAUGUAUGGUUUUUAAUGGUGAAUUUUAGUAACGGUGUGAUGUGAUCAGUACCGUUUACUUUACUAUUUAUAACAAUUAAAUUGAACUAUUAUUUCAACGAUCACUGUAACGUCCGUUUGUUUAUAUACCAAAUACCAAACAAUUUUCAAUACCUCCCUUCUUCUCCUCGAGAUCUAUUUUCUCACGUAAGAAAGAUCCAUUAGUUUUCUUCUCUCUCAUUGACAAUUCAUUCUUUGGGAAAGGAAUUGGAUGUAUAUGAUUGAUGAUUUGUGGAAUUAAGCAGUAAGGUUCUGCAGAUGCAGUUAACAAGAGGUGUAAAAGGGCAAAAGAGUAGCGCGGUGAGCAAUUCAUGCGCACCCUCCUUUAUUAAAAUUUAUGAAGAAAACUGAUAUUGACAAUGCGACGGAGUCAAUCAAGAGAAUCCAGUGAAGUUGAAAAUGAAAUGGAGGAUCGAGAAGUCCAUGUUAAUGGGCUUUGUAUGAAAACUUCUGAGGUUGAAGCGAAGCUUGAUGAGGGUAAUAUUCAGGAGGCAGAAUCUUCUCUUCGUGAAGGAUUAUCACUCAAUUUCGAGGAAGCCAGAGCCCUUCUAGGAAGGUUGGAAUAUCAAAGAGGCAACUUGGAAGGUGCUCUUCGAGUAUUUGAUGGUAUAGAUCUUCAGGCUGCAAUACAGCGGCUGCAACCUUCUCUCACUGAGAAGCCAUCUAGCAAUAGACGCAAAAGCUCUCGUGGUACUGAAUCAGUUCAUGCAGUUUCCCAGCAUGCUGCUAGCUUGGUACUUGAAGCCAUAUUUCUGAAAGCUAAGUCUCUGCAGAAACUUGGGAGAGUACCUGAGGCUGCUCAGGAAUGUAAAAGUGUGCUCGACGCUGUGGAGAGAAUAUUCAAUAACGGCAUUCCUGAUGCUAUAGUGGACAAUAAGUUGCAAGAGACAGUUAGUAAGGCUGUUGAGCUCCUUCCAGAGCUUUGGAAACAUGCUGGUUGUUACCAGGAAGCAAUGGCUGCAUAUAGACGGGCACUCCUAAGUCAGUGGAACCUUGGCAAUGAGUGCUGUGCAAGAGUUCAGAAAGGGUUUGCCCUUUUUUUGCUGUACAGUGGUGUUGAAGCUGGUGCCCCCAGCUUAGCUGUUCAAAUUGAUGGCUCGUAUGUGCCGAGAAAUAAUCUUGAAGAAGCUAUUCUUUUGUUGAUGAUUCUUUUGCGGAAGUGUUACCUUGGCAAGAUAAAAUGGGAUCAUUCGGUGAUGGAGCAUUUUUCAUUUGCUUUGUCGCUGUGUGGCCAAACUUCUGUGUUGGCAAAGCAACUUGAAGAGGUUUUACCAGGAGUUAUGCAUCGUUGUGAUAGGUGGAACACUCUAGCUCUUAGCUACAGUGCAGCAGGGCAAAACCAGGCUGCCUUGAACUUAUUGAGGAAAUCUCUACACAAGCAUGAGAAGCCAAAUGAUCUCCUGGCAUUAUUAGUAGCUGCCAAGAUUUGUAGCGAGGAUGCCAUUCUUGCUUCUGAGGGUGUGCAGUAUGCACGGAGGGCGAUUGAAAAUGCACAGGGGACAGAUUUGCAUUUAAAGGGAGUAGGUCUAUGUAUGCUGGGCCUUUGUCUUGGACGGCAAGCUAAGACUGCUUCCUCUGACCAGGAGAGGUGCUACCUCCAAUCUGAAGCACUGAAAUCAUUAGAAGAGGCAACUACUUAUGAACGGGAUAACCCAGAUUUAAUAUUUGAGUUGGGAAUUCAAUAUGCGGAGCACCAGAACUCGAAUGCAGCCUUGCGUUGUGCCAAACAGUUCAUUGAUGCAACAGGGGGGUCUGUACAGAAAGGUUGGAGAUUGCUUGCAUUGGUUUUAUCUGCCCAACAAAAGUAUUCAGAGGCCGAAGUGGUCACCGAUGCUGCCAUUGAUGAAACUGCAAAGUGGGAGCAAGGUGCACUUCUCAGGAUGAAAGCGAAGCUGAAGAUCUCUCAAUCACUGCCAAUGGAGGCAGGGGAAACAUAUAAACUCCUCCUCGCACUGGUUCAAGCCCAGAGGAAAUCUUUUGGACCUCUCAGAAGUCUUUCUCAGGUUGAGGAUGAUAAGGUUAGUGAAUUUGAAGUAUGGCAAGGUCUUGCAAAUUUGUACUCCAGCCUUUCUCAUUGGAGGGAUGCUGAAAUAUGCCUGGAGAAAGCUAGAGCGUUGAGGCAGUACUCUGCCGCUACGUUGCAUACUGAAGGUGUUAUGAACGAAGCACGUGGGCAAAUUCAAGAAGCAUUUGCUACUCACUGUAAUGUUCUCCCCUUGGACCCAACUUAUGUUCCUUGUAAAGUCGCAGUCGGUGCUUUGCUGUGGAAAAUGGGUUCUAAGUCGUUGCCUGUUGCAAGAAGUUUUCUUUCCGAUGCAUUAAAGCUUGAACCCACUAAUCGUUCUGCUUGGUAUUAUUUAGGAAUGGUUCACAGAGAUGAUGGACGUGUUGCCGAUGCUUCCGACUGUUUCCAAGCAGCAUCUAUGCUUGAAGAGUCUGAUCCCAUUGAAAGCUUCACUUCAAUUACCUAAUACUCUACCAAAAUUGGAAUAGGAAAAACAGCAAAUGAAAUGAGAUACAUAAUUUGUGUAGGAUGAAUUUGUACAACUUCUGUAAUUUUUUCCCUCCUAUAAUUUAUUUAUUUUUAUUCACUUUUGCUGCGGUGUAAGAAGCAAACAGUUCAGGAAAUUCAUAAAAGUGCAAAAAGGUUUUAAUAUUCUCUUUA
Molecule: messenger RNA, 2884 nt
Organism: Papaver somniferum (opium poppy)
Lineage: Eukaryota; Viridiplantae; Streptophyta; Magnoliopsida; Ranunculales; Papaveraceae
Product: protein NPG1-like
Exons: 7
Coding region: 579-2690 (703 amino acids)
Molecular function (GO): protein binding
Source: RefSeq, a predicted model, not a curated record